This is a messenger RNA of Suhomyces tanzawaensis NRRL Y-17324, 643 nucleotides long. RefSeq lists its product as uncharacterized. The record is from RefSeq and is a predicted model, not a curated record. The transcript has a single exon. Lineage: Eukaryota; Fungi; Ascomycota; Pichiomycetes; Serinales; Debaryomycetaceae. The coding region runs from base 143 to 487 and encodes 114 amino acids.
CUUGAGGGAGGGCCGGUACAAAUUUAAAAGAGGUAGCAUUGGUCGAAUCAGAUUGUACAACAAAACAAGUCCAGUUAUGAAUCUCCUGAACGCACAUUUAAUCGGUUAGAUAUCUGGCUAACGGUUCCCUCAAUCCGUUCGGAUGUUUCUCAUCUCAAUGUACCUCUCCGAACCGAGAAUUCGCGAUUAUGUACCAAGUAGUGGGCUGGCAAACAACCCUGAGUCUAACAAAGACAGUGGUAUUUUUACGGAAGGUUUUGUUUGUCUGCAUAUGCACCUCACGGUUUUAGCGCUUACACAUAUGUCUUAUUGCGCUGCAUAUAUCUUUAAUGUAAGAGUUCGUAACACUGACUCCAAUCGACGCCUUGACGUAUAUCCAGGCGCAAAAAAUAGAGGAGAGCCAAGAGAUGACAAUCUGUCCAAUCCGUCCUCACUAAAGAUGAACUCAUUCCGCUUGGAUGUGUCCCAACCGUCCUCGUCACCAUGAAUGCUACGUACAUGACUCUCUUGGUGUGGGGGCGCAUACCUCCGCCGCAUUUAAACUCUAACAACUAUUGUUCUCGAUUGGAGUGUAAGCAAGGUCUGCCUCGUAGGAAAAGUGACAUUAUUAUCUUCAGGCUUCAAGUACGCGUCAUCCCUGCUG